GAUGGCGGCCUCUUUGUUCCUGCUGACGUCAUUCGAUGCGUCAGUCGCGCGUAAAGUUGUGUUGACAGAGGCGACCGCAUUUGUCGCGGAACAGCCGCAGUCGGUUCUCUAGGUGCCGAAUGGAGUAACCUCGCCGCGAUAAUUCAGCCAACGCCUUCCAAACAGAGCGGACGCACUAUUUAAACGUCCUCACAACGACAUUAUGGCUGACGACCAGUCCUCACAAUCCUGGUCAAUCGACAAGGAUGACUACGUUCUCAACGAGGUGAUCGGCAGUGGAGCCACGGCAGUGGUCCAAGCAGCCUACUGCAAGCCCAGAAAGGAGAAGGUGGCCAUAAAACGCAUCAACCUUGAAAAAUGUCAAACCAGCAUGGAUGAGCUCCUGAAGGAGAUCCAAGCCAUGAGCCAGUGCCACCACCCUAACAUCGUGUCCUACUACACCUCCUUUGUGGUCAAGGAUGAACUGUGGCUGGUCAUGAAGCUGCUCAGCGGCGGUUCGGUCUUGGACAUCAUCAAACACAUCAUCUCGCGCGGCGAGCACAAGACCGGUGUAUUGGACGAGGCUUGCAUCGCCACCAUAUUGAAGGAAGUAUUAGAGGGGCUGGAGUACCUUCACAAAAACGGACAAAUUCAUCGUGAUCUAAAGGCUGGAAAUAUCCUUCUUGGGGAUGACGGCUCAGUUCAAAUUGCUGAUUUUGGCGUGAGUGCCUUUCUAGCGGCAGGUGGCGAUAUGACACGGAACAAAGUUCGGAAGACGUUUGUUGGAACGCCGUGCUGGAUGGCUCCUGAGGUCAUGGAGCAGGUCCGUGGUUAUGACUUUAAAGCUGACAUUUGGAGUUUUGGCAUCACUGCCAUUGAACUUGCUACCGGAGCCGCACCGUAUCACAAAUAUCCACCUAUGAAGGUGCUGAUGCUGACUCUGCAGAACGACCCUCCCUGUCUGGAGACGGGCAUCACGGACAAGGAGAUGGUGAAGAAGUAUGGCAAGUCCUUCAGGAAGAUGAUCACACUCUGUUUACAAAAGGACCCUGAAAAAAGGCCAACUGCAGCCGAGUUACUGAAGCACAAAUUCUUCACAAAAGCUAAGAACAAUGAGCACCUGCAGGAGAGGCUUUUACACAAAGGCCCAUCAAUAUCGGAGCGUUCAAAGAAGGUGAGACGCGUGCCAGGGUCCAGCGGCCGCCUCCAUAAGACAGAGGAUGGCGGUUGGGAGUGGAGUGACGAUGAGCUGGAUGAGGAGAGCGAGGAAGGCAAAGCUGCGGUGGCAGCUCUGCGGUCGCCCAGAGUGAGGGAUGGAUCCCAGACAAUGGAGAUUUUCCAGCCACCAGAUGGCUCCACUGGACACCUUCAGCCGCCUGCUACAGCCAAUGAGAACUUUUCACCCGUGGGACAAAGUGGUGAAUGUCCUCCACCUCAAGCUCCAGCUCCUGCUCCAGCACAGAUGGUGAGCCCGUCACAUCCGCCCCCAACUCAGGAUCCCAAUGUAUCUGAUGCCAGCGUUCCCAUCAGCCUGGUCCUCAGGCUGAGGAAUCCCAAGAAGGAACUCAAUGACAUUAGGUUUGAGUUCAUGUCUGGCAGAGACUCUGCAGACGGAGUGUCUCAGGAGUUAGUUUCUGCCGGUCUAGUUGAUGGGAGAGACUUAGUCAUUGUUGCUGCCAAUCUACAAAAGAUUGUGGAUGAUCCUCACAAUAACAAAAAUGUCACUUUUAAGCUGGCAUCCGGUGUGGAAGAGUCUGAAAUUCCUGACGACAUCAAACUCAUCGGCUUCGCACAGCUCAGCAUCAGCUAAGCGAAGAAGAGCGCGCAGCAAAAGACAGCAUCCACUGGUAAACGCGCAGCUGCAUUCUAGUAAAUUCUACGACGCCGCUGCCGCCAAAGAGAACGAGAACGAGGACGAGACGUGAAGCUGGCAGGGAACGUGACACUUCAGCAGGAUUGCCCCCCCCCCCCGAGGACCACACACGGAGUAGAAGGGAGUAGGAGGGGCGCAGUUACAUCACAGGAACACACUUGAAAUGUUUACAUUGCGCUUAUUCACGGGAGAGGACAUCAACUAUAUCAAGUCAUUUUUCUUUUUUUCCCGCCCCCCCUUCUUUAUUCAUAAGUACAACCCAAACCGUCUCCUGCCAGUACUGGAAAAUGAUGCCUUCCCCCCCCGUUUUUUUUUUUUUUUUUUUCUAACACUGUGCCACAAGAGUCAAGACGAAGUCGUGCCACCUGAAAAAGGCACUUUAUACAACACUGAAUUUGACCAGUGAAAAUAAUGAAGCCUUAGUUAAUACGCUUUUUUUUUUCCUCUUCCUAAUACUUAUUAUUGGCUGAAAUACACGCAUGCGUUUUUUUUAACACCUCCUCUUAAAGAGAAAGGGAAUAACACAAUCAGUCAAAACACAACCAAAGAGAACCAGGCUCCGACCGCAGCACUAAAAACAUGUAUAAAUCCUCCUCACUGGAUCUACUCCGGCGUUACAUUUAGUCGUUACGACACUCAACCUUAUCCGAAAUAUUCAACUAGUCCGGCCUGAUGUUCUUAUCCUAUGCAAUAUAGUUGUUUUAACUGGAUGUCACGCACUUAUUCACGGCUGAAUUCAAUGUACUACUGUACCUCAACAUUUCAAGCCGCAAAGGUAGCGCCGCCACAUCGACGUCCGCACGUGAAUGAUUGACACGUUUUUUUUUUUGUGAAGUAGUAAUAUUGCAUGUUUGUUUCAUUCGCUUUAACAGUUUUUUUUGGGAAACCCGAAUACAGUUGAGUCCACGCCGGUUUGGUUUCUAAAGUGCUGAAGGUGUGUGUAUUCCCAUGUUGGACACCAAAGUAAAAAAAAAAAAAAAAAAAAAA
Molecule: messenger RNA, 2839 nt
Organism: Doryrhamphus excisus (bluestripe pipefish)
Lineage: Eukaryota; Metazoa; Chordata; Actinopteri; Syngnathiformes; Syngnathidae
Source: RefSeq, a predicted model, not a curated record